GCUAUCAGGAAAUCCCUGUCACUUUUUUUGAGGGGAGGGAACCACACCAGGGGUCACCAAAAUGUCUAUCACCGUAGAGGAGAAGAACUUCGGCCUGGCCGUCAAUCCGCUCACCGAGUCCCGGGAAAUGGUGCGCUGCUACACCCUGAAGAACACCAAGGGCAUGUCCGUUUCGGUCAUCCAACUGGGUGCCAUAAUCCAGAGCAUCUCCCUGCCCGACGGCAACAAGAAGGUGGACGACGUUUGCCUUGGUUUCGACGACGUCGGUGGCUACAUGGCCAACAGGGGGGCCUACAUCGGCGGAACCCUGGGGCGAGUGGCCAACCGAGUGGCCAACGGCGAGUAUACGGUGGACGACACUACAGUCAAUGUAACAAAGAACAUCCAGGACAAGUUCCAGCUCCACGGCGGAUUUGUGGGAUUUGACAGCGUCAUUUGGGAGGUGGUGCAGAAGACGGCAGAGGGCGUGGUGUUCCGGCAUGAGUCACCCGAUGGUCACGAGGGGUAUCCGGGAACUCUAACCUGCCGAAUCACCUACCGACUGGACAAUGAGAACCGAUUGUCGAUCAGCUACGAGGCCACCACAGAUCGCGAGACGGUGGUCAAUCUCUCGAACCACGCAUACUUCAAUCUAGCAGGUCAUGGAUCAGGAGCCAGAGGUCUGGCGCAGCACACGGUGGAGAUAGCUUCCAGUGAGAUUGUAGAAACGGAUGACUCCCAGAUCCCCACUGGAAGCUUGACCAUUGUGAGUGGCACUGUAUUUGAUCUAAGGUCGCCCGUUCUACUGGGCGAUCGCCUACCGCAGUUUGAGAAUCGUUUGAUCAAAGGCUUCGACAACUGCUACGUAGUCAACGGAGGACAAGUGCUGAGAUCUGUCGUCAAGGUGGCCAAGAUUGUGCAUCCGCCCAGUGGCCGGUCGCUGGAGGUCUGGACAGAUCAGCCUGGCAUGCAGUUUUACACAGCAAACAAUAUGAGCACAAUUGCUGGCAAGAAGGGAUCUCAAUACGUGAGGCACGGAUCCUUCUGCGUGGAGACGGAAAAGUUCCCCGAUGCCAUGAACCACCCAACGUUCCCAUCAAUCCAUCUGGAGCCCAACGAAACGUAUCGUCAUGAAGUGGUUUACUGGUUUAAGGUCGAGAAGAUCUGCAGGUGCUGCUAUAAGAAUUAGCCGGGACCCCUUACAAAUAAAAUCUUAAUAAGUACCUUAAAUUAAAUUACCUUAAGUUAAA
Drosophila biarmipes is the source of this 1229-nucleotide messenger RNA. Its product is annotated as galactose mutarotase. The record is from RefSeq and is a predicted model, not a curated record. Gene Ontology annotation, biological process: glucose metabolic process; beta-D-galactose catabolic process via UDP-galactose, Leloir pathway. Gene Ontology annotation, molecular function: carbohydrate binding; aldose 1-epimerase activity. The transcript has 2 exons. The coding region runs from base 62 to 1168 and encodes 368 amino acids. NCBI's taxonomy places the organism in Eukaryota, Metazoa, Arthropoda, Insecta, Diptera, Drosophilidae.